This is a messenger RNA of Etheostoma spectabile (orangethroat darter), 7101 nucleotides long. Its product is annotated as protocadherin alpha-C2. NCBI's taxonomy places the organism in Eukaryota, Metazoa, Chordata, Actinopteri, Perciformes, Percidae. Gene Ontology annotation, cellular component: plasma membrane. The coding region runs from base 273 to 3275 and encodes 1000 amino acids. Gene Ontology annotation, molecular function: calcium ion binding. The transcript is spliced from 4 exons. Gene Ontology annotation, biological process: homophilic cell-cell adhesion. The record is from RefSeq and is a predicted model, not a curated record.
ACAGUCUUGAUGGAUCUCACAGCUCCAGCGGCAGGGAAACACACCCGUCAGCAGCGCGCAUUGGAGACAAAAAAGCGCAUCACGGACAAAGGAAAUAUGGGUGCGCUGGAGAGGAUUCACCUCAGCCGGGUAGCACAAUGGAUGAGCCGCGUGUGUUUCGUUCACCGGGAGACCAAUUAGCUCACCUUAAUGAGGUGCUGGGAUGCAAGAUACUGCAAGCUAAAAAGGCGGAAGGCUGCGUUUAAUCCGUCUGCGGAUCACAUAAGCUUGCAAUGGCUGUGGCGGGGAUAUGCAACUGGAUAGGGAAUAAUGUGCCUUUUUAUUUUGUGAUAUUUUCCUUAUUUUGUGGCCUUUCGUUUGGACAAUUGCGAUAUUCUAUUACGGAAGAAUUAGAAAAUGGGGCACUGGUCGGUGAUCUGGCGCAUGACUUGGGGCUGGAUAUUCGAAAGCUUGCCACCCGAAAAAUCAAGGUAACCUCCAACAGUGGCAAACGCUAUGUGAUUGUCAACCCCAAAAAUGGCAAAUUACUUGUCAAUGAAAGGAUCGACAGGGAGGCACUGUGUGAUUUAUCCAACACCUGUCUCAUUAAUCUGGAGGUGCUGGUCGAAAACCCCACCGAGGUGCACCAUGUCGAGGUGGAGAUUGUGGAUGCCAACGAUAAUGCGCCGCAGUUCCUCGCAGAAGAGUAUCAACUGGAAAUCACAGAAUCUGCUUUACCAGGGUCUCGUUUCCCAAUUGAAAACGCUCAAGACCCAGACAUUGGGUCCAAUUCCGUUCGUAUGUAUCAGCUUAGCACAAACGACCAUUUCGCGCUGGUAUCUAACAAGCCCUCGCUAAAUACAAAGCACAUUGAGCUUGUGCUCAAAAAGCCAGUUGAUCGCGAACAGACGCCUUACCACCAAUUGAUUCUAAGUGCUGUGGAUGGCGGGAUGCCAGAGAAAACAGGCACGGCCAAAAUAAAUGUCCGGGUCCUGGACUCAAAUGACAAUGUCCCCACGUUCGACAGCUCAGUGUACAAGGUGAAACUGUUAGAGAAUUCGCCCAAAGACACCCUGGUAAUUAAACUGAAUGCAACUGAUCUGGAUGAGGGCACAAAUGGAGAGGUUUAUUACUCUUUCAGCACCUACACGCCUGAGAGAGUGAGGCAGAUGUUCAGCAUGAACACUAACACGGGAGAAAUAAGAGUGAGGAGCAAUGUUGACUAUGAAGAGACCAACUCCUAUGAGAUGUACAUCCAGGCGAUGGACAAAGGCCCCGGGGCCGUCGCAGCACACUGCAAGGUAGUGGUAGAGGUGGUGGAUGUCAAUGACAACGUCCCUCAGAUAGUGUUGUCAUCUCUGUCUAGCCCUGUGAGGGAGGAUGCCCGUGCAGACACAGUCGUGGCCCUCAUUAGUGUUACUGAUCAAGACUCCGGUGCUAACAAGCAGGUGAGCUUAGAGAUCCCAGCAGGCCUUCCGUUCAAGAUCAAAUCAUUCAGAAAUUACUACACUCUGGUUACCUCAGCCUUCUUGGACCGUGAGACCACCGAUGCCUACAAUGUCACUCUGAGUGCCACAGAUGGAGGACACCCUCCCCUUUCCUCCCAGAAGACCAUACAGGUGGAUGUGGCUGAUGUUAAUGACAACCCACCGCGAUUUGAACAGACUUCAUAUACGGUCUAUGUGGCUGAGAACAAUGCCCCCGGGGCCUCUUUGUGUACUGUGAAAGCUCAAGACGCAGACAUCAAAGAGAACGCACGCAUCACCUACACAGUGCUCAAUGACAACAACCAUGGCAUCCCUGUCACCUCGUAUGUAUCUGUGAAGGCCGAUACAGGAGAGGCUUAUGCCCUGCGAGCCUUUGACUAUGAGUCACUGAGAGAGUUUCACUUCCAGGUCAAAGCCCAAGACGGGGGCAUUCCUCCACUCAGUCGUGUUGCCACUGUCUACAUCUACAUAAUGGAUCAGAAUGACCAUGCACCACUGAUAGUCAAACCUCCCGGCAAUGGCACGCGCUCCUUGGAAACGGUCCAAAAGAACGCAGAGCCUGGUGCCAUGGUGACCAAAGUGGUGGCAUACGAUGCAGACGCUGGUCCAAACGCCUGGCUGGUGUACGUGCUGGAGACGGCCACUGACCUGGACUUGUUCAAGGUGCACGAACACACCGGUGAGAUCAGGACCACUCGGAGGAUCCUGGAGGACAACUCCACCUCUUUUGCUCUAACCGUUGUCGUGAAGGACCACGGGCAGCCGGCGCUUUCCUCCACCGCCACCAUCAACGUGGCUGUCAUGGAGGUGCCACCCAAAGUGGCUCCUGACCCCAAGAGGAUCAUCCGACCUCAUAGCACACUGCUUUUCUCCAACGUGACCCUCUACUUGAUCGUUGCUUUGAGUGCCACCACCUUCGUUUUCCUAGUCACUGUGGUGGUGCUGGCCAUCGUCCGCUGCCAUGCCUACUGCACCCAGCCUGGGUCCUGCUCCCCUUGCUGUGUGUCACAGAAGCCCCCUCCAGAUGGUGGGAGCAGCAGUGUAAGUGCAGGUGGGGGAGGCGGUGGUGGAGGACCCGGGGCACAGCCUAAUAACAACGUGGUGCUGCGGAGAGACCUUAAAGUGGAGCCUCACUACAUCGAAGUGCGUGGGAAUGGCUCCCUCACAAAGACUUACUGCUACAAGACCUGCCUGACAGCCACGUCUGGCAGUGACACUUUCAUGUUCUACAACACGGGACGUCCAAUCAGUGGCACCUGGGGCAGCGGUGCCGACCGCUUCUUCACGAGUGGAAGUGGAUUUGUACGCAGACUGAGUAUGCCAGAUGCCUCGAUGCAACUCUGCCCAGAGCCAAAAGCCCCGAAUGCUGACUGGCGAUAUUCUGCAUCUUUGAGGGCAGGGAUGCAGAGUUCGGUCCACAUGGAGGAGUCCUCUGUAAUGCAUGGAGCCCAGGGGAUGCUGGUCCAGAACUGGCCCACUGUGUCCAGCGCUGCAGAUGGAGAUGGUGGUGAACUCUCACCCCCAGUCGGCGCUGGAGUCGACAGCAACAGCUGGCACUUCAGAUAUGGCGCCUCCGGACAGGCCUACUGCCCUCCUCAGCCCCUGAAGCCCGGAGAGAUUCCUCCUGAAGCCUUCAUCAUCCCAGGAUCCCCAGCCAUCAUUUCUAUUCGCCAUGACGCCGGCCCUGUGGAUGACAAAGGUGACUUCAUAAGCUUUGGCAAGAAGGAGGAGGCCAAGAAGAAGAAAAAGAAGAAGAAGGACAAGAAGGACAAGAAGGAUAAAGGAAAGGAUGAUGGGGGGGAUGAUUAGAGGAGAAGGGCUGACUUGAAAACAGAGCUACCAACAAAGUUACAUUCUAAUUACAGAGCCAGACAAAAAAAGCCAAAUGCAUAUUGUAGAACCAAGGGAACGUCCUCGCACCGAAUUUGCAUAGACAUUGUACAGUGGCCAAACCCUCAUUAGACAAGGUCUGGCUCUCCACCACAUGUGAACUUGCUAAACAAAUUUUCUUCUCUUUCUUGGCUAAUUUGGCCCAUAACUUUGGCCUAUAAAAGGCUAAGGUUUAUGUAAACAAAUGUUCUUAGUAGACAGACUUCAUCUAAAGGUUGGACCAAAUUCAAACAGAAUGGAUUUUAUUGGAUUAGAUUAGCUUUUUCUGUGAUUUGCUGCCCUCCGCAAGUUUGUAUAAUAAAAACAAAAACACCUGAAAAGGUGUACUAUUUGUAUCUGACCAUUGUCAGCUGAGGCUGCUUGUGUUGGCAUCCCUGCCUUUAUGCAGCUCGCUUCCUGCUUUGCUCACCUAGUUGGAGGUGAAGUGAAAGCCAAACUAAAAAAAAAAGGAAAUAAAUCAGAGGCUUGUCUUCAGUAUUACGGAGGCCUUGUAGAAAUUCAAGAAAAAUGUGGUAUUUUGUAAAAAACAAAAAACUGAAAAAGUAACAACAUACAGUAUAUGUACCAUGAGAUUAGCACCUUUAAGUGAAUUAGGUGGCUGAGACAAGCAGGACCACACUCGAAAUAAAUAAGAAAUAAAUAAAUAAAGAGCUCCGUUUCAGUGUAGCAUAGCACAUUGCUGAGGCUGAGGACCUGGACUGGGUUGCACCAACUAUGCGCAAGUUUGUUCCCAGGUUAGGGUAUAAAGUAGUGGCUUCAUAACUGCUAGUUAAUUUGCAAUUAGCAAGUUAAUAAAUGUGAUUGUGCCAUAUGGACGUGGUACACCGGGGGAAAUAUACGACUGUAACUACAUUAACAUUAAGAUUUCAGAUGAGUAGCCGAUCAGUAGUAUUAUUACCUUGCUGAUGGGUACAAACCACAUGGAUUUGGAGUUGACCAGAUUGGCAUACAAAUUAGGAUUGGUAAAAAGAAUUCAUAUUUGACUCUUAAAGGACAAUACUAGUUUUGCAUGUUUCAGUCCAUUCUCUUUAAAUCUUAUAUCCUUGACGUCACUGCUGUUUUUUCAAAGCAGAUAAUUGUGUUUAGGGAAUAUUUAAUGGUAUAUAUCUACUUUCAAGUGGCCAUAGGUAUUCAUUUAUAACCACAAAAAUGAAUAAGCUGAGACUCAAACCUUUUCACAUUAAGAAAUCCAUCAAAGUGAACGCAGCAUCUGAUUUUGUUGUACCAGAUCAGUUGGUAAUGUAGCUCAAGUGCAGAUUCCUUUGAAAACUGCACUGCAUUAUCGCAGUUACGUAACAUUGGCAAAAUUGACCAUGGAUUCCUUACGUCAACCAAGUCUCAGUUGAUUAGAUAAAGUUAAAUAAAAAACAGAUUCUGCCGUAAAAAAAAGGACACAAAAUAGUCAUCAGCAAUAUGUAAAUUGGAGAAAAUGGGCAUAAACAUCCAAAUUCGCUGCUUUAGCAUGGAAUUGCUAAAGAAGGAAAAAAAAAAGUGUGCAAAAAAAAAAGGAAAAAAAGAAAAAAAAUCCUGCUUUACUGUUAGUUGAGUGCAAUUGUGUGAUUUUCGUAUCAUUUGCACCUGCUUUAUUGCUUGCUUAAAUAUUUAGUUGUUACUUGAGGUUACGUUGUAACAGAUUUGUGUGGUGCUACCGCUUGUGUUUUAGCAAUGCGUGAAUUAGUGGCUACUUUGGAUAUAGCUAGGGAACCUACGCGCAGCUGAUGCAACACACCCCUGACCUAGCCUCUUCUCUUAGAAUACGGCACACAGGUCAACGGGGUCUUAAUCCCACCGUGUAUCAGGACACCCAGUCCAACACACACACAUAUUUAUUAUACACAAAUACUGACUCUCUCUGCCGCUUACUCACAUAUACAGAAUUCCUCUCUUACACACACACGAACACACACAAAAUUUAAUAAAAGAAAACACACCCCUUCCUGGAAACAGAAGGCCAAAGCCUCCUCCAUCCUUAUUUUGGGAGUAUAUUAUAUGGCCGGGGCGCAGGAACGUUGCUUGUUGCUUCAUUUCUGUUUAAGCCUGAUCCCUCUACUUCUGUCUUUGAAUGUUAAGUAGUUGUUCUUCAAGCCCUGCACCACUGUCUCGACUGCUUCAGUGCUUGUAGGAUUUGCUUGCCCGCUGCCUGUUUCCUCCCUCUACUCCUGUUUCUUCAAAUCAAUAUAGUGGGACGACAUCUUUCAAGUCACUCUGCUUCAAUGACUUUUGUUAGGUUCAACUGAGCUUAGGAGCUUCAGCCUGAGUGUCUCUUCUGAUUGCUCACUGUUGACAACGCUGUCACCUUUGACAAAUUAGCAAAAUCUGAGAUUUUGCUGGAUAUAGUGAGACAAGAUGGAGAGGCAAAAAAGGAAUCGUUGUAGUGUAUUGUAUGUAGAAAAAGGAAUCUACAGCACAUUUAAUUGGGCAGGCCAUUGCUUUUUUUGUUGCAUGAGCAGAAGUAUUGCAGUUAUUCCUGUGUCAUCCAUUAGUGACAACUGAUCAAUUUGAGUUGAGUGAAACCGCAUUCAAAAUAAGUGCAACGUAGUUCGGCAGCAGCGGAAAGAGGUCGCUUUGGGGUUGACUCGGAAGAGGGGGGGGAAUAAAUUAAGGAUUAAUGGAGGGUAAAGCACAGUGUUGACAUUGUUUAUGGUGCACCAGUAGGAGGUGAUGAUACCAGCAAGCAAGCGAAGAUUAUCAAGUCAAAACCUUCAUAUUAUGCAUUUUUGUCUCAAUUGAUGCACCUAAGCAAACAAAAACAAAUAAUGGGACGUGCUGUACAAGAUAAACUUACAAGUUGCAGUGAACCAAGUGUGAACAGUGUGUUAGUGUUCAGUAGAUAUCGGAACAGCAUUAACAUGAUGAAACGUGUCAUAAAUCUCACCUGAGCGUUCCUUUUCUUACAUUGUCUUACCAGUCUCAGUAGGGGUGUAUAGGUGCAUCUAUCAGAAUCAGUCCCUCCCAUGCACACUUGUCUUUCCCCCCCCAGCCCCUUCCUUCAGGUGUACUUCUGUGCUGUCAGAUCACCAAGUGGCUGUUUGCAUGUUAUAAGCAAAGGAAACAGAUACUAUAUAGAUACUAUAUAUACAUUGAUAUGUUUUUCCACUGGGAAAUGCGUAUUGGAAUACAUAUACCUCUGAUACACAUUCUCAAAGACAAUACACACACAUUGAAAGUCCCACACUUACUACAUUCAAACGCACAUCCAUACAUAUACGCUAUUGCGAACAGUAAUUUGUGGGGGAAACCUAAAAGAGUCACAUUUUUUUAUCCUGUUGAAAAUGAAUUUAAUCUUCUAGAUAUACAGUACAUAAUGCCAUUGUGUUAUGCUAUGAAAUGCUUUUCUUUUGCAUUUUUACCUUUAUGAUUUUCAUAGAUAAGAAAAUAAAUCCUUAAAGUUGUGUUAAGCUUUGAAAUGAUGAUCAAGAACACUAUUGUGAAAUCGAAUCAUUUACUCACCCUCCAUAUAUAUCCUUUGAAAAAAGAGAAGAAAAAAAUUUAAAAAACAGAAAAUGGUAUAAAAAAAAAUAAAGUUGAUGUAUUCUCUGCUUGUGUAUAGUGAAUGUUCCUCAGUCGCUGGGUGUGGCAGUGAGUGGCACACUUUAGUCGACUGUGACAGUGCAGAUCUGUUGAUAACUUUUUUGUACACCUGCUUAUCAUUGUAAAGGUGAUAAUAGUGAUUCUUAUGAUUUCAUCAAUCUGGUAAUGUGUUUUUGUUAAUAAGUCACAAAUAAAGUUUUCUUAAAUAUCUUAA